Molecule: messenger RNA, 6237 nt
Organism: Acipenser ruthenus (sterlet)
Lineage: Eukaryota; Metazoa; Chordata; Actinopteri; Acipenseriformes; Acipenseridae
Product: regulating synaptic membrane exocytosis protein 4-like
Exons: 7
Coding region: 494-1387 (297 amino acids)
Biological process (GO): calcium ion-regulated exocytosis of neurotransmitter; regulation of synaptic plasticity; positive regulation of synaptic transmission
Cellular component (GO): presynaptic membrane; cytoskeleton of presynaptic active zone
Molecular function (GO): small GTPase binding; transmembrane transporter binding
Source: RefSeq, a predicted model, not a curated record
CGUGAAUGGGCUGAGAAACAAGCAGAAGCUGUGGAGAUACUGAGAGUGUUUCACGAGAGUCAGCUCAGAGAGUGGAAGGAGCACCUUACUUUACACAGCAACAGAAGGAAAUACCCUGGCCUGUGUGCGCUUCACCUGUGCAUGUCAGCAAAACAAACAGCUGCCUGCAGAAGGCUAAAGGAAUCCAUUUGAUGGUGCUCUUUCUUUUAUCCUUCUGUAUCUCUAUCUACUACUACUGCUGUGGCUCAAAGAUUUGAACAGAAAAACAAAAGGUGGAAUUAUUAUUGUAUUUGUUGGUGUUGUUACAUUCAGUAUAUAACACUGCGGUGUGCUGAAGGCAUCUCUCUCCCUCUUGAAGGAUUGUUUUUUUUUUUCUCCUGCGGCGGGACCGUACAAAUCCGCCAAGACGCCGCGUGCCGUGCUCCGCGUGAAAAAUGCGCCGGCUAGAUUGGCAAAGCCGGCGCCCAACCCGGCGCCAACGCCGGGCUUGUACAUGGAGCGCUCCCAGAGCCGGAUCAGUCUGUCGGCGUCCUUCGAAGCCCUCGCCAUCUACUUCCCCUGCAUGAACUCCUUCGACGAGGACGACGUGGAUGCGGACGGUCGGAAGCUCCGAGGGGGUAUUCAGCGCAGCACCGAGACGGGACUCGCUGUGGAGAUGCCAAGCCGGACAGUCAGACAAGCGAGCCACGAGUCCAUCGAGGACAGCAUGAACAGCUACGGAUCUGAGGGAAAACUGGGAGUAUUUGGAGUAAAUGGCUAUGGGAAUCUAGCCCAAGAACUCCCUAAAGGUCUCCAGGAGAGUGUGGAGUUUGAAGGUCAAGGCCUGAAUUACAGUGGGGUUUGCCUUGCGUCCGACACUCAGUUCAGUGACUUCCUGGAUGGAAUGGGCCCGGCACAGUUUGUUGGACGUCAGACGUUGGCUACGCCAUCAAUGGGGGACGUUGAAAUUGGAUUGAUGGAGAGAAAUGGCCAGCUGGAGGUGGAGAUUAUUCAGGCACGAGGUCUGACCCUCAAACCGGGCUCCAAAACAUCACCAGCUGCGUAUAUUAAGGUGUACCUUCUUGAAAACGGUAUCUGUGUUGCAAAAAAGAAGACAAAGUGUGCUCGCAAAUCACGAGACCCCAUUUACAACCAGGUCCUGGUCUUCUCUGAAAGUCCUCAGGGGAAAGUCUUGCAGGUGAUCGUGUGGGGGAACUACAGCCGCAUGGAUCGUAAGUGUUUCCUGGGCGUGGCCCGCGUGCUGCUGGAGGAGCUGGAUUUGUCCAGCAUGCUCAUCGGCUGGUACAAGCUCUUCCCCACCUCCUCCAUGGUGGACCCCACGAUGGCGCCGUUAAUCCGGCACUCCUCACAGCUCUCGCUCGAGAGCCCUUGCUGUGACAGGUCAUAACAGCGCAAGAGAAGCAGAACACUGCUUUUUAUAUGUGUUUCUAUCUUUCCGUGCUGGAGGUCCUGUUCCUUAGCACGCUGCAUGCUUGAUCAGAUUCUCCAGGGCCCCAUUGCAAUGGGGAACGACGCCACCUUCGGCGUGUGAAGAGAAGACAAAGACUAAUGGUCCCAGACUCUAAAACAAAGUAACUGGUACCGCCUCUCCGCAGCAGCGUGGUAACCAGAGUCACGUGAUUUUAAUCUCCAGGUUCACUUUGCAGUUCUGAGCAUCUGAGCUGUUACCUCACAGCGCAGAUGCUGUUAACGGGAAGGUUCAUAUCUGGAAGAGGGGUGAUUCUUGUUAAUUAAUGGAUGAAGCUGAAGAGUUAUUAGAAGUUGAAAGGUAUAUCAGGAAAUGUAUGGUAUUUAAAUAGGAAAAAUAAGGUCACUAGUGUUUUUUUCUUAAUUGAUAUUUAUAAACGCGCCGCAAUGUUUAAGAUAUUAGACACAUGUUUAUUGCAGUGCUUCAUCCAAAGCUUGAAACAGCUUUCAAGAAAUACGGUGUCUUGUAAAGCCUGGCUAGUUCCUGAAGACUUGCACUGUACAACAGCAGCUUUUACUGCAUUGGAAUACCUGUGCCAAAUUACCAGUAAGUGUCAUUAACCUGCGGCUGUGGCUGCUGCUGAGUGAAUGGAGGAGACUUCUUGAACUGACCACGAAGAAUACAAUUAAAAAAAAGAAAAAGGCAUAACCUUUUCUAGCGGCAGAAUCACAAGAAGAAAACAAUACAUGGUGUUUCCUUGCAUCAGAACCCUUGAUAUUUACACAGUGUUGAACACAUAGCACCAUGGACACAGGAACGCCUUUCUGUUGUAGAUUGGUACGCUAUCAGUGCAUUCUUACUGUGUACUGUGAAGCUGCAGAAUCAGACAGCAGUUCAUUCUAACAAUGAAAGCAAAGAUGAGAAAGCAUGUGGCUACUUUUAUUGGACUAAUGAAACGUGUGUUAGCAUUGAUAUUGAGGGUUAGGGUAAAUUAAUGUUAAAAACAAACAGGCUAUCACUGGGGCGCUUUGCAGCCUUGAAUGCUUUAAUUACUGGCACAUCUGCACUGAGCCAGACUCUCUUCUUUACACUCUUGGAUGGAAUGAGAAACACAGGCUUUGAGAUGCGGAACUUCGUUAGGUAUGCAUGAUUGUAGCUCUAGUGCACAGCAUGACAAAUUGUAUUGUAGUUUGAGGAGAGCAGCAGAUGAAGUGCAUGACAGAGGUAGUUGUUUUUGGGGUGUGGGAGAAGGGGGUGAGAGGGAGUGGGGGUGUAUCAUUACUGAUUUCAUUGGCAAUGCUGCAUCAACCGCUCACUUUUAUAGAGUGAUCGGUGAGCAGCAGACCAGAAAGGUUUCUAUAACAAAACUAUCAGAUUGAAUGUGAGAAUGAGACUUUCAGAAGGUGGAGAGAAACCAAUGUGCAUUACUGCGAACCACGAAUUGAGAAAAGACUACGAGAAGUGAUGCAGUAUAUAUAUAUAAUAAAGCAUAGGGAUCACAGUUUCACAUAGUUUAAAAACACACACACUUACAGUAGAUCUGUACUCUGUGUUUGCACACACACACUUACAGUAGAUAUGUACUCUGUGUUUGCACACACACACUUACAGUAGAUAUGUACUCUGUGUUUGCACACACACACUUACAGUAGAUAUGUACUCUGUGGUUGCACACACACACUUACAGUAGAUAUGUACUCUGUGGUUGCACACACACACACACACACACACACACACACACUUACAGUAGAUCUGUACUCUGUGGUUGCACACACACACACACACACACACACACACACACACACACACAUUUACAGUAGAUCUCUACUCUGUGUUUGCACACACACACUUACAGUAGAUAUGUACUCUGUGGUUGCACACACACACUUACAGUAGAUCUGUACUCUGGUUGCACACACACACACACACACACACACACACACACUCACAGUAGAUCUGUACUCUCUGGUUGCACACACACACACACACACACACACACACACACACACACACACUUACAGUUGAUCUGGACUCUGUGUUUGCACGCUGUGUUGGGACUCCUUGUUCUGAAAGACAGAAGUUAUAAUGUGUAUUAUACUGUGUAACCCUGCGAUCAGCACUUACACUAUUUUUUGGAGAGGUUGAGCGAGUUUUAUCUUAACAGACGCAUUUGUCUAACGUGCUGGCUUCAAAUUCUGGCAGGAGCACUUUAGAAUUAUAAAUUAGAUGACUACCAGUCAUUCCGUAAAGUGUUAAUAACAAAUAAACUAACUUAACAAAACUGUUCUAGAGAAACUGUAUGUAGCGUUUUCAAAGUGCCAAAGCUUUUCAAGAGACAACAUAUAUGUGUAUAUACAGUAUAUAUAUAUAUAUAUAUAUAUAUAUAUAUAUAUAUAUAUAUAUAUAUAUAUACACAUUAGGGUCAGAAGGGAUGCACUUCCCUGCUCUGUUACCUAUUAGAGUAACCCAGUGUUGUUUUGCACAUUUAAACAGAGACAUAUUUAUAAAUAGAAUAUAUAUAUAUUGUGUGUGUGUAUAAAUACAUUGCGGUUCUUCUUCUAUAUCAUCAUUUCCAGUGCCCUCCAGAUAACCCCGGGCUUCUGGCAGUUCUGAAUGUGUUUGACAAACACUUACAUUAGAACGGAGCGGGCUGCAUGUGGAAGGGCUAGGUGUCAGUGUAAUAUAGGAGCUGCUAAUUAAAAAAAAAACACAUUCCAGUUUUAAGCUUGUCUGAUGAGAAAUGUUCCAAUAUAUAUAUAUAUAUAUAUAUAUAUAUAUAUAUAUAUAUAUAUAUACCUGUCGUUGUAAGGCCAUCUGAAAUAUUUUCCUUAUGUUAAAAAUAAUUAUAAAAAUAGUACCAGUAAUUAAAAAAACAAAACUAUUUGGACUGAAUGAAAUUCACAAUGUUUCGUUAAAAUGUCUUAAUGAAGUGCCACUAAAGCCCCUUUCACACUGGCACUCCUACCCAGGUCCUGACCUGGGCUCUGGCUACCCGAGUCACAAUCCCGCGUAGUGUGAAACCACGUACCUGGGUCGUACCCGGGUUGACCCUGGUCCCAGCGACCCACCUCAGGAUGUGGGUCGACGCGGUUUGACCGGGUGUUGAGCGAGACAAAAUGCAUGACAGCCGCUCAGAAACCGACAACAUAACAAACAGCCACGCCUGCGUGAAGGUUUCACUUCCGCAAGGAACAUUUCUGUUUAUUCUGUUUAGCCAUAUUUUUAUUGCUUGAGACACACCAUGAGCUAGAUUGCAGCAGGGAUGAAGAAACAUUUGCUCUAAUCAACAUUUGGGCCGACGGUUCAAUCCAGAGAAGCUUGGAUGGAAGCGUCUGUAUCAAGCUGCUUCCGGGGCAUUGAUCCACGCAUUGUGUACUUGCGUCUGUCACCCAGGUCAACCCUGCUUUAUCAAACGCAGUGUGAAUCGCGUACCCGACCCGCAUGACACCGGGUCCUGACCCGGGUAGGUUCUGACCUGGGUAGAGCAUACCAGUGUGAAAGGGGCUCAAGACUCAACCUUAGACUGACAAGUGUGACCUGAAUCUACUAUUUUAGCAUUUCUACUGGUAUGAUAGUGCCCUCUCCUUGCAAUACUGUAUACAGAACCACACAGAGUAGUUUUAGAAUGGAUGAGGAACAACAAAACGACAUUCCAAGUCCUGGAAGCAUGCACGCUGUUGAGAUUUACUAGCCACUGCAAGAUCUUUGCAACUGAACCCUGUUUACAUAAGAUUAUUGAAAGAUACAAAUAAAAGUUAGCUGGGUUGUACUUCAGUAUUCUGAACAAAGAUAAGCAAAGCACUGUACCGUACAUGCCAGAACUCUCAGUGCUUUUUAAAUGUGCUGGUCGUGAUCCUAUCAGUGCUUUUUAAAUGUGCUGGUCAUGAUCCUAUAGUUUAGUGGGUGGAAGAACACAUUUUGUAAAUCUUGGAAAUUUAUAACUAUUUGGUGUAUCUUUAUUUUAUUUCAGGAGCUACUUUAUGGUUCAGACGAAAGGGUUUUUUUUAAAUCUUUCAAUUAAUAAUCCUGUUGGCAGACGUGGAUAUACAGUAGAAGGGACCGAUUGAAAGACAAAGCGAUUCCCUUUUCCUAAGAUACAAUAAAACAACAGGCUCAGAGAACUUCAGUAAACCCUGACUACUGAGACAACUCAGCCAGUUCAAUAAUAAUAAUAAUAAUAAUAAUAAUAAUAAUAAUAAUAAUAAUAAUAAUAAUAAUAAUAAUAAUAAUAAUACGUUUCACUACUGUAAUCACUUGCAACUGUGAACAAGAUAUUCUAAUGUUUGAAACACUGACUCUGCGUCUUAGUUUACUGUAUGUGUUUUCUCUGUUAUCAGACAGCAGGGUGUCAUGUUAAUUCUGCCAUGGGGAUUAUCACUAAAAAAAUGGACACUUUUGUAUCUCAAUGCUGAGAACGAAUGCCUAGAACAAGCCCAAUAACCGAGGACUGUGCAGUGUGAUUGGUCUUCACGAAACAAGUUUAAACUCCGGAUAGAAACUUGCGAUGGUGCAAGCAAACUCGAUUUCAAAUCAGCGAUGCUGGUUGCACUUAACUAAGCGUUGAUGAGGCAUGACUCCCUGCUGUAGCUUCCUUUAAGCUAGUAUGUACAUAUCAAACAUGGCUACUAUGAAACGUGUGUGUCUCUCAGUAAGCAGCGUUCAACACAUUUGGUUGGAUGCCGCAGUUUCCAGUGGAGAGAUUUUCUCACAGAUGUAAUAAUUUAUUACAAGUAGAUUGUGUUCUUUAAAUGAUGUGACAGCUGAAUAAUGCACAAUUUGAUGUUGUUGGUAAACGACUACAACUGUUAAUAAUAAAAAGAUGAAUCGAU